GAACGACUUUUAGUUAGGUUUGGAUGCGUUAACCAAUGCUGAAGACUAGGAUGAGUUUUUGACUGCUCUAGGGCUCCUCCAUCAGGGUCCCUCAACAUGAUGCCUGUCUGGGUAGCCUCCGUGGGCUACAGGCACUGUGAGACAGGGAGAGGGGUCCUGAAAUGGCUGCUGGGAAAUGUAGUGCGCAGAUAUUUUACAUCCUAUGGUUCGAGGCAGACUGGAGCUGCGGCCAAGGUGGCUCCUGUUUUUACACGAGCCCUGGCAUUUGGAGACAAGGUGGCCAUUGUGGAUGACAGUGGGAGUCACAGCUACAGAACCCUGUAUGAUAGUAGUAAAAGCUUAGCAGAGCGUAUCGCUCAAACGCUGGCUUAUUCAUCGAGGGAUAUAGAGGGCCAACGUGUCUCUUUCCUCUGCGCGAACGACGCUUCCUACACAGUGGCGCAGUGGGCAGCAUGGAUGUGUGGCGGUACGGCAGUACCCCUCUAUAGGAAACACCCGCCAUCAGAACUGGAGUAUAUUAUCACUGACUCACAGAGCUCUGUGCUUGUGGCUGGGCAGCCUUUUGCUAAUACCCUGGAACCUCUAGCACAGAAACUAGGAUUGCCCUGUCUUCAACUUCCCCCUACCUCUGACCUGGACAGCCUUACGUCUGCUACAUACACACAGCCUGAGAUGACCAUCUCAGACUGGGCUGAGAGGCCAGCCAUGAUUAUCUAUACCAGUGGUACCACAGGCAGGCCAAAGGGAGUCCUUCACUCUCAUAGCAACCUACAGGCCAUGAUCCAGGCUCUGGUCUCAGAAUGGGCUUGGACCAGAGAUGAUGUCAUCCUGCACACAUUGCCCCUGCACCACGUCCAUGGCAUCGUCAAUAAGCUGCUGUGUCCUCUGUGGGUGGGCGCCACCUGCAUCAUGCUGCCAGAGUUCAGUCCACGGCAGGUAUGGGAGCACUUGCUCAGUUCAAAAGCUCCAAUGGUGAACGUGUUCAUGGCUGUUCCCACCAUCUAUUCCAAACUGAUCCAGUACCAUGACCAACACUUUACUCAGCCUCGUGUUCAGGACUUUGUGAGGGCCAUGUGUCAAGAGAGAAUACGGUUGAUGGUUUCAGGUUCGGCUGCCCUGCCUACGCCCACACUGGAGCGAUGGAGAGAGAUAACGGGACAUGUUUUGUUAGAGCGUUACGGGAUGACUGAAAUAGGCAUGGCACUGUCCAAUCCGCUGAGAGGAACCCGUGUCCCUGGUGCAGUGGGGAUUCCCCUUCCAGGAGUGGAAGUGCGUAUCGUCAUGACAAAUGCAACCCACACGACCAUUGCUGAGGGCAACAACAGGGAGACUCAGGUACGUCCUGGUUUAGAGGGGAAGGAGGGAGAGCUGAUGGUGCGUGGCCCUUGUGUCUUUCAGAAGUACUGGAACAAACCCCAAGAGACUGCAGACGCCUUUACUGAGGAUGGCUGGUUUAAAACCGGAGACACGGCGGUCUACAGAGACGGCGUGUAUUGGAUCAUGGGCCGUACCUCAGUGGACAUCAUUAAGAGUGGUGGAUAUAAGAUCAGUGCUCUGGAGGUGGAGAGACAUCUACUGGCUCAUCCUGACAUCACAGAUGUGGCUGUGAUUGGCGCCCGAGAUGCCACCUGGGGCCAGAAGGUCACGGCCGUGGUGCAGCUGAAGAAAGGGAGGAGUUUGACUUUGCCAGAGCUGAAGGCCUGGGCCAGAGAGUACAUGGCUCCAUACACUAUUCCCACCGGUCUGAUAGUGGUGGAGGAGAUGCCCAGGAACCAGAUGGGGAAGGUGAAUAAAAAGGACCUUCUCAGACAGUUCUUCCCCAACUAAGAGCCUACAGCCGCCUGGCAGUCUGUCUGCCUGUCCUUGCUGCUGGUGCUCACUUUAGACUGGUCUUGGAUCAGUUUGACUGAUGAAUGAGGCUUAAAUACAGGACCCAAGGAGGCAGAGCUGCUCUGGGAUCAGCUUAUAAGUGGAAAAAGAAGGAAAAAGAAUAGGGUAGAGAAUGUUUAUCAUAAACUCACAAUGCUAUUCAGUGAUUCCCUGUGUUCGCCUCAUCAACUGAUAUUCUAUCAGGAUUCCAUAUGGUACCAUUGGUUCUGUGCUCUAUUGGUCUGUGAUGCACAGGAAUUCAGCUAAUUUAUAUUAUUGAUAUAUUAUAAUGAUAUAUAUGUCAUAAACCCUCAUGGAGGAAGGUACUAGUCAUUUGUGUGGAUUCUCUUAAAACAUCUGCAACACUCUAUAAUGAAUUUUGUCAGCUGAAAAUAAAUUUUACAUGUAAACAUGCUCUGUUAUUUAGUUCCUUAAUUAUAAUGAGGGACAGCCUGAUAAUGUUGGUAAUAAUAUUGACUUAUUACCAUGUAAUAGUAAUGAGAUAUU
Chanos chanos (milkfish) is the source of this 2376-nucleotide messenger RNA. It is a transcript of the gene acsf3, whose product is annotated as acyl-CoA synthetase family member 3. The record is from RefSeq and is a predicted model, not a curated record. NCBI's taxonomy places the organism in Eukaryota, Metazoa, Chordata, Actinopteri, Gonorynchiformes, Chanidae. Bases 97 to 1827 code for a protein of 576 amino acids. The transcript is spliced from 10 exons. Gene Ontology annotation, biological process: fatty acid metabolic process. Gene Ontology annotation, molecular function: medium-chain fatty acid-CoA ligase activity.